AUGUCGCAGGCAUCGCACAAACUCGUUCGCCCCGUCACCAUGCUCGUGCUGCUUCUCGGAGCGUCACUCGCCGUCGCCCGGCCCGCUCGUGCGACGUCGCCCGGGUCGCCAGGUCCUAUCGAUGCGAUUUUCGUGUUCGGCGACUCGCUCCUGGACGUGGGGAACAACAACUACGGCCCGGCCGACUGGCCCAAGAAUAACUUCGCUCCGUACGGCAUUAACUACAUCCCCGCGUCGGGCCGCGUGUGCGACGGCAAGCUGACCGUCGAUUACCUCGCGGAGUGGCUGGGCUUCCCCGGGUCGCCUCCGCCGUACCUGCAGCCGGGCCGCAAUGCGACGCUCGGAGUGAGCUUCGCCAGCGCUGGCGCCAGUUUCAACAUCACGGGAUACACCCUCCCGGCCUUCCAGGCAUCGCAGCAGCUGCAGUGGUACGCCAAGUUCCAGGCCGACGUGAACGCAGCAGCCGGCGCCGACCCGCUCCUCCCAAAGUCGCCAGCCGUCUUCUCCUCUGCACUCCACAUCGUCGGGCUGGGAGCCAACGACUACCAGAUCCUCUUCUUUGGAGAGCGCGUCAACGAGAGCACCAUCCCAAGGCUCGCUGCUGGAGGCUCCCAACAGGCGCGGGAUUUUGCGUCCGCGGUGGUGGGCGCAAUCGAGGCGUACGUGAGGAGGCUGUAUGGGCUGGGAGCAAGGCGGUUUCUGCUGUCGGAGCUGCCGCCGUUUGGGUGCGCGCCGCUGUGGCGGCAGGCGCUGCAGCAGGCGCAGUGUGUGGCGGUGCUGAAUGGGUACGCGCAGGCGCACAACCGCCUGCUGGCUGCUGCUGCGGGGAGGCUGAGGGAGGAGCUGCAGGGAUCGCAGAUCCUGCUGGCCAAGGUGUAUGGGAUUGUGGAGACCGCUGUUGCUGAUCCCGCCACUGUUGGCCUCCUGGAGGGCAGCAACGCCUGCUGUGGUGGCCCGCCUCCCCUCAACGGGCUCGUGCAGUGCGGCACCACGGCCAACCUGGGCGGUAACAUGGUAACCGCAUCGCAGUGCAGCCGCCCGCAGGACGCGGUGUUCUGGGACCAGUUCCACCACACGGAGUCCCUCAACCGCAUUCUCGCCCGCAACUUGUUUGUGGGCCGCCAGGACUCCAUCUCUCCCAUGAGCGUCCACGGCGAGUUCUCCUCUAUAGAAUCCACUCCCAUUCCGCUGUUCCUCCACCCUCCGCCUUUCCGUGCUGCUACUUCCCCCGAUUCUCACCGUUGCACCUCGGAAGGACAGCUGAGACGGACGGCUGAGAUCUUCUCAGGCUGGCGGCGAAGGAUCGCCAGUCAAUGGAUGCGAUGGCGGCUCGCCUUCAGAGCUCCUUCGAUGAGGUGCUCGCGUCUGCCUCCUUGCUCGUGGAGGCUGCUUCAUCGGCUCCUCGUGGUGACACACAGUCAGGGUACACACGCUACUCUCCACUCGCCCCCUCCCUCUCCUUCCCUCAUCUCUCUUCCCAUCUCUCUUCAUCGGCUCCUCGUGGUGCCCACAGCUAUCUCACUCAUAACCCUAUGGCAUUCCUCCAGUGGGCCGCACAGUGAGGUGGCAGUAGCAUCAGCGCUGGAGGUGUUUCAGAGCCGAGUGGACCUCUUUCAAGCCGCCUGCGACCGGGCUCAGCAGCAAGUGGACGCAGCAAGGCACCGGCUGCUGUCGGAAAGCCUGGUGGACGAAGCAAGAGGCGCAGCAAUUGACACGCCUGCUGUGGGUGCAGCAGGAGGAGAGGGGGAGGCCCAGAUGGUGCUGGGAGCAACUCGGUUGGAGCAGAUCAGCAAGGCAGUGAGAGCCAUGGUGCAGGACCUGCAGCACGGACAUACAGACAAGCACUGA
This is a messenger RNA of Closterium sp. NIES-65, 1848 nucleotides long. The record is from the annotation of a GenBank genome assembly. Lineage: Eukaryota; Viridiplantae; Streptophyta; Zygnematophyceae; Desmidiales; Closteriaceae.